Alnus glutinosa is the source of this 1274-nucleotide messenger RNA. RefSeq lists its product as uncharacterized. Bases 162 to 926 code for a protein of 254 amino acids. The record is from RefSeq and is a predicted model, not a curated record. The transcript has 4 exons. NCBI's taxonomy places the organism in Eukaryota, Viridiplantae, Streptophyta, Magnoliopsida, Fagales, Betulaceae.
UAUUUUUUUUGUUUUUCCACGAGCAUAGAUUCUCCACCUAAAAAAAGGGGGAAAAAACAGAGAUUUCUUUAGUUCCCUGAUUUUUUUCAUAUUCAAAUAUUAUAUGAUUAAUCUGAUCUGAAACAGGGGAGCUGAGGAAGAGGCCGCUAGUGAGCGAGAAAAUGAUAUCUGUUAGCAUGGAAGAAGAUAGAAAAUGGAGUGACAAACAAAUGGAAGGGGAUGGUGGUUUCAGAACCGUGGAGUGCCUAAGAGGGAGAUUGGUUGCAGAGAGACAAGCUUCAAGGCUUGCUAAAGAAAAUGCAGAGCUUCUGGGCAAUAAGUUGAUAGAGCUUGAGAACCAACUUAAGGAAGAGACAAAACUGAGGAAGAAAGCUGAAAAGAAGCUUAAAAUCUUGAUUAAGAAGCUUGAAUCCUUGAACAUUAUCACCAUAUCGGUGGAAUCAGAGCAGUCUAGUUCGUCGGAAAACUGUAAAAUGUCUUCUAGAUCAUGCACCAGUACCUCAGAUUCCAAAGACCCAGAAGAAGAUGAGAUCAAAUCCCAAUUCACGAGCCCAGAAAUCUCACAAAAUCUGCAGCACAUUGUCUCAGAAAACUCUGCAUCCACUCCAAGCCAUUCAAGCCCAUCCAGCGAAAAAGAUUCCCAUUCUAAUUCCGACCUCAAUGAUCCUUCCCAAGAAAGAUUCAGCGACAAUCAUAGUUAUUCAAGCUUAAAAUCUUCAACACAAGAGAAUGGGAGUGAUCAUGAGGAUAAUGUUGAUAACCCGUUGGCAUUAGUUCCGGUGGGUUUUCCGGCGACCUCACAGACUGCUGAAGUGAAGCCAUUAGAUGAAAGCGUUAGGGAAGUUCUUGAUGCUUUAAGGCAUGCCAGGGAAAGACUUCAGAGCUCAAUACAGAGCAGACAUAUGGUUCAGGUUGGCUCAACUUAAAAGUCACUUAUGCAAAUAGACAAACAAUAAUUUUGUCAAUUUUCUUUCACAUAGUAGUAGUACAGAAAAAGACAUUUCAGCAAGAUAUGGCCAUCUGCCUUGUUUUGCAUUGAAGCAAACAGAGUAAAAUUAGGCUAAAUAUUGCAUUAAUCUGAGUGUUAGAGGUUAAUAAAGUUAUUUUUGAUUGUGUACAUCACGCAGAGCAUGUGAUGUGGGGCUUGAUGUUGUUCAUGCUUUUUGGCCCUGGUCCCAACCUUUUGCCAGUUUCUUCUUUGUGCUGCUCUACUUAUGGCCUUGAAUGUAAUUGAAUACCAAUUGGAUAUGAUCACUUGAUGCUUGUGACUUGCC